Messenger RNA from Durio zibethinus, 4182 nucleotides. RefSeq names its product TPR repeat-containing thioredoxin TTL1-like. NCBI's taxonomy places the organism in Eukaryota, Viridiplantae, Streptophyta, Magnoliopsida, Malvales, Malvaceae. Gene Ontology annotation, cellular component: cytoplasm. The record is from RefSeq and is a predicted model, not a curated record. Gene Ontology annotation, molecular function: protein binding.
CUGUCUCUCUCUCUCUAAAUUCACAUUCAUUCUUUGCUUCUUCCUUUUAUAUCACGAGAUCCCCAUUUCUUUCUUUCUUUCCUUUCCUUUCUCUCUGUUAGAUGUCUUCUACAAAGAUUUUCCUUUCUUCUUCAAGCUCUGUCCUUCCUACAUUCACUUCAAGCUUCUCCUUUCACUCACAUUGCCAAUAAAAAAACCCAAAUACAAGAGAGAGGUGGGAGGGGGACGAGAAUUGGGGUAAACGCAUUUUUGGUGAAAGGAAAAGGAAGCGAAAUGUCGCAUCUUGGAAAGCCUGUAACGGAGUUAGGGGGUUUAGAGAAACUCGCCGAUCAACUCCUUGACUCACUGAGUUACGAUGUUAACAAGCCCGAUUUCCGUGAACUCGAUCUGGGUUCACCCGUGUCGCCGCUCCGAACUCGGCAACAAGGCCUCACGACGACAACGACGAGUUCGAGCUCCAGCUCAUCCGGAUCCGUUUCGGGUCGAAACGGAUCCAACGCGAUUUCUAGAAGAUCCGAAUCGGGUCCGAAUACUCACUCGGGGGAACUUUCCGGGUCAAGCGAAACAAGCCCGACAGCUUCGACCCGUAAUAUAAAACUGGGUCAGACAAGAUCCGAACCCAACACAACCCCAACCCACCCGCUGAUCUAUUCAGGUCAAAGCUCCGUCAACUCGCCACCAGUCAACGUUCUUCCGACGGGAAAUAUAUGCCCUUCAGGGAAAAUCCUAAAAAGUGGUAUGGCAGUUAACCGGAGCUCCAGGACCGACGUUUUAGGUUCCGGGUCGGGUAAUUAUGGCCACGGCAGCAUAAUGCGGGGCGGUGGAGUGGCAACUGGAGUCGUUACUGCCUCCAAAGGCGGCGUCUUUGAACACAGUAACCCCCUGGUAAGCCGGGGGAAUGGAAGUGAUUUAUUGAGGAAAGCAAUGAGGAGUUCCGAACCCGAGGAAGUUAAAAGAGUUGGGAAUGAGAUGUAUAAAAAAGGUCAUUUUUUAGAGGCUUUGAGUUUGUACGAUAAGGCUAUAGCUAUGUCUCCAGGGAAUGCAGCUUACCGGAGUAACAGGGCGGCUGCAUUGACGGCGUUAGGCAGAGUAGGAGAGGCGGUGAAGGAGUGUGAGGAAGCAGUUAGAUUGGAUCCUAAUUAUUGGAGGGCUCAUCAGAGAUUGUCUUCAUUAUUGUUAAGGUUAGGGCAGGUUGAGAAUGCUAGGAAGCACCUAUGUUUUCCUGGGCAACCACAAGAUCCAACUGAGAUGCAGAAGUUGCAGGCAGUGGAAAAGCAUCUUAGCAGGUGUACAGUUGCCCGGAGAAUUAGAGACUGGAACAGUGCAUUAUGGGAAACUGAUGCUGCCAUUGCCGCUGGAGCAGACUUUUCUCCUCAGCUUUUUAUGUGUAGAGUGGAAGCCCUUUUGAAACUCCACCAACUUGAGGAUGCUGAAUCAAGCCUUUCAAUUGUUCCUAAAUUAGACUCAUGCACCAACUAUUCCUCACAGACUAGGUUCUUUGGGAUGCUUUCUGAAGCGUAUCUCUUCUUUGUGCGAGCACAAAUUGAGAUGGCACUUGGAAGGUUUCAGAAUGCAGUUACAGCUGCUGAGAAGGCUGGACAGAUUGAUCCUCGAAAUGUUGAAGUUGCUGUACUGCUUAACAAUGUGAGGUUGGUUGCAAGAGCACGAACACGUGGGAAUGAUCUUUUCAAAUCUGAAAGGUUCACUGAGGCCUGCUUAGCAUAUGGGGAUGGUCUCAGGAUUGAUCCAUCAAAUUCUGUUCUUUAUUGUAACAGAGCUGCUUGUUGGUUUAAGCUUGGGCAGUGGGAGCGUUCUGUUGAAGACUGCGACCAAGCUUUAAGCAUCCUACCUAACUACAUAAAGGCCCUUCUUCGAAGGGCAGCAUCCAAUAGCAAGUUAGAGAGAUGGGCUGAUGCUGUGCGAGAUUAUGAAGUUUUGAGAAGGGAACUUCCGGAUGAUAAUGAAGUUGCUGAAUCUCUAUUUCAUUCACAAGUUGCAUUGAAGAAAUCUCGCGGUGAAGAAGUUUAUAAUAUGAAGUUUGGUGGUGAAGUAGAGGAGGUAUCCAGUCUUGAGCAGUUCAGAGCUGCGAUAUCUCUGCCAGGCAUCUCUGUAGUCCAUUUUAAGAUGGCUUCCAACACGCAAUGCAAGCAGAUAUCUCCAUUUGUGGAUGUACUAUGUGGACGUUACCCCUCCAUAAAUUUUCUUAAGGUGGACAUUGAUGAGAGUCCAGCAGUUGCCAAUGCUGAGAAUGUGAGGAUUGUACCAACGUUCAAGAUAUACAAAAAUGGUAGCCGGGUGAAGGAAAUUGUGUGCCCAAGUCGAGAAAUGCUGGAACACUCGGUGAGGCAUUACAGCUUUUAGAACUCAUCACUGUACUGUAUUCCUGCUCCACCCUUUUUUUGUUUACUUGCCUUCCAAAUGUCCAUUUUGUUGGGAACUUUUCCACCCCCCUCCCAAUCUUUCUUCCCACCACAUAAAGAUUACCAGAUACCUUUGACAUAAACCAGAGCUACAUAAUAUCACAACCAAUGCCAGAGGAACCCAGAGAAAUUAGCUUUAGUUCCAUUUUUGCAGUUGUUAUUUAUUCAUUCAUUCCUCAUUGCUCUAGGGUUCCCUGUUCUUCCUCCCUUCACCUUUUUGUUAAUUUUUUCUCCCUUUUCCAUUUUCAAGUAGGCCAGCCUGGUUCUUGUAUCACUACUUUCAUUUAGUGGAAAAAACAAAAAGAAUUGAGAAAUAUGUGUACAAUUUAAUUAAAGUGGAUAAUUAGUUUACAUUUUGGAGAUACAGCGAAAGGACUGGCAGGCAGGCUGGCUGGUAGUGGAGGAUCUGUACAUGUUUAUGUGAUGAUAUAUACAAAACAUUGGAAGCCACGAGGGAGACUGGAUGUCUGUUGGUACUUAGUUACUAGGUUAGUGAAAGAAGGAUGAAAUAUGUUGUCAUUAAUACUGUUGUUUCUUUUUUUUUUUUUAUCCUCAACCAUUCCAUAAAUAAAAAAAUUCCCAUUUUUUUCUUCUCUUUCUCUAUGCAACUCUAUUAUUUGAUAAAUUUCAAUUUCACAAGGGCCACUUGUGUCAAUUCUCUGAUCUGUUAGGCACAGGGGUCGAUGAAAAAAAGUACAUUUGUUUAUAAAUGAAGGUUGGUUUUUCUUAUUAAGUAGUGGAGUGGGUGGUUGACAUUAUUCAUUGCUUUCUUCCUCUGAAAUUCAACUGUUGCCCUCUGGUGAUAGGUGAGAGACAGAUUGGCCUAGGAACCAAAAACCCCCCACGUCCCACUAUUUGUUUCUUUAGUCAUUAAUGGACUAUUAUUUUUAGUUUUAGUGCAAUUAAUGCUUGUUAUCUAUUCCAUUAUUAGGAGAUUUGAUAUUAUUAUUUGUUUGCAAGUUAAGUUGUUGUUUACCUUUGUCAUGUGGGGACUAGAAAGGGAGAGGAGAGCCCCUCCCCUCCCUUGAGAGAAUGGUUUUUUUUGGGGGGCAUUCACAUGUGUGGGCACUUAAAGUGUUUUGCUGCCUCUAAGACCUAACCAAAAAGGGUCCAAAAGGUGCAAAAUGGUCGGUGCCAAUGUGAGCCGGGUACCCUUGUCCAUGACUGACAAAGCAACUCAAGCCCUUCCUUUGGGGGGGUUGAACCCUUGGGCCAUGUGUUGUGCUGUGGCAAUUAAUGCUGUCUUAGGGAAGAGAGAUGGAAAAUUCUUUGAUUUGUAGAUGACAAUAUUGUCUUUUUCUAUUUAUUUGUGAGUAUCAUAUUUAUCUUUUUCAGUGAGCAAGAGAAGCUAUCAAAAGCGAAGCCAAGUAGCUAGUUCCAAAUUUACAGGUUGUUCAAAGAUUCCCCAUUCAGAAACUUUGCAAUAUCAGCAUUUGAGAAAAAAAUAAUAAUAAAAGCUUGAUGCGUUAGGUUUCUAAGCCUUUGUCACCCAUUGUCUUUUUCCCUAUAUUUGAUUAGAUAUCAGCAUUCAACAAAGCACCUGAAACAAGUAUUGAAAGCCAUUAUCAAAUCUACUACGAGCUUAUUGAGUUAGGUUUUGGAGAAUAUUUCUUUGGCAUAUCCUUUUCUUGUUUUUUUUAAUCUUUUUUAGAGAACACUCCAGAUCGAAACCAUGGCGACCAUGGUGGUUUCUGCGUGUUUGUAUGCAUGAGUAUUCCGCGAGAUAUUAUUACUUAAAUUUAUGCAUUAUUUUGAUGCACAU